This is a messenger RNA of Drosophila teissieri, 999 nucleotides long. RefSeq names its product putative lipoyltransferase 2, mitochondrial (gene Lipt2). The record is from RefSeq and is a predicted model, not a curated record. The coding region runs from base 213 to 917 and encodes 234 amino acids. Gene Ontology annotation, molecular function: lipoyl(octanoyl) transferase activity. Gene Ontology annotation, cellular component: mitochondrion. Gene Ontology annotation, biological process: protein lipoylation. Lineage: Eukaryota; Metazoa; Arthropoda; Insecta; Diptera; Drosophilidae. The transcript has a single exon.
ACUAUACAGCUAAGCAAAGCUAAUCGCUGUUGGAUUAUUAAUCACAGAUUUCAGAAAUCAAAAAACAUUUUUCGUUUUUUUCAUGGCAUUUUCAUUGCCACCAAUCAGCCCUUUAUGCAGAUAUGUGUAUCGAUCAACCCGCUGAUCAUGCAGCCCUGGUUAAUAUUUGUUGUGUUGAACGUUGCAGCCAAAUGAUUUUUAAACAAUAAAAAAUGUCUUCUGUCCGACCGCUGGUAACCGUGGUGCGGGCCGGGCGACAUAGCUAUUCAGCAGGACUACAGCUACAGCAACGUCUGGCUAAGUCCAACCAGAUCCUGAAUCCGCCAGCGGAAUUCAGAAACUAUCUGGUGCUUCAGGAGCACGAACCGGUGUAUACAGUCGGACUGAGAACAAAGACCUAUACCGUGAAGGAUGAGGACCGACUGCGCCGGAUAGGAGCGGACUUCCAUCGUACAGAUCGCGGUGGCAUGAUUACUUUUCAUGGCCCCGGCCAGUUAGUGGCCUAUCCCAUUCUGCACCUGGGACAGUUCAUGCCGAGCAUCCGCUGGUACGUGGCGACGUUAGAGCGAAUGGUUGUCGAGGCCUGCCACCAGAUGGGCAUUCGCGGUGCCAAGGCGACCAAAGACACCGGUAUUUGGGUGGGUGACAACAAGAUCUGUGCCAUCGGUAUCCACGGCUCGCGUUACGUCACCACUCAUGGAAUCGGCCUCAAUUGCUGCACGGAUCUGCGGUGGUUCGAGCACAUUGUGCCCUGCGGAAUCCAGGGCAAAGGGGUCACCUCGCUCAGCAAGGAGCUGGGCAGACAUUUUCCUGUCCAGGAGGCUAGUGGCGCACUCCUCACAAGUUUCGCCAAAGUGUUCGAAUGCCGUCUUCAGGAGCAGGCCACACAUCCAGCUAGUCCUGAUAAAAUCGGUUAAUACGAUUUUUUUGAUACAUAUUGUAUUGUAUUAUAAACACCGCCGAAUAAAUUAGGAACGCCUCAAUACAUAUUUUAUUUAA